GACAUUCCCUUAACCGGCGGUGAUUUGAUUCUAGUGGAGAAGAUGGCGAAUCGUGGAGGAUUUCAGGCAGCCGCUGGUGGAGGUGGUAGCGGCGGAAUGGGCCCUGGCCCACCUGUCGGCGGAGGAGGGCCAGGUAUGGGACCAGGUACACCUUCGGGCAGGAUGGGACCCGCACCCGGCGCUCAAAAUCAUAUGUAUCGCUCUCCGAUGCCCGGCCCUGGAUACCCGAGGCCAGGCAUGCCCCCCUCCAGCCGCAUGACCCCCCAAGGCCCCUCCAUGGGUCCCCCUGGGUACGGUGGCAGCCCCGUGUCCCGACCUGGCAUGCCUGUCAUGGACCCGUCCCGCAAGAGGCCCGCUCCCAACCAGAUCCAGCAGGUCCAGCAGCAGAACCGCAACCAACAUGCAAAAAAGAAGAAAAUGGCUGACAAGAUUCUACCUCAGAGGAUCAGAGAGCUGGUGCCAGAGUCGCAGGCCUACAUGGACUUGCUUGCCUUCGAGAGGAAACUUGAUCAGACCAUCAUGCGCAAGAGGCUGGACAUCCAGGAGGCUCUCAAGCGACCCAUCAAGCAAAAGAGGAAGCUGCGCAUCUUCAUCUCCAACACCUUCAACCCGGCCAAACCCGACGCAGAGGACGGUGAGGGCACGGUUGCAUCAUGGGAGCUCCGCGUGGAGGGACGCUUGCUGGAGGAUCAGGCCGUGUCCAAGUACGAGGCCACCAAGCAGAAGAGGAAGUUUUCAUCUUUCUUCAAGUCCCUGGUCAUCGAACUGGAUAAGGACCUCUACGGACCAGAUAAUCACUUGGUUGAGUGGCACAGGACUCCCACCACCCAGGAGACGGAUGGCUUCCAGGUGAAGAGGCCUGGAGAUGUGGGGGUGCGCUGCACAGUCCUGCUCAUGCUGGACUACCAGCCGCCCCAGUUUAAGCUGGACCCUCGGCUGGCCAGGCUGCUGGGCAUCCACACCCAGACCCGGCCCGUCAUCAUCCAGGCCCUCUGGCAGUACGUCAAGACCCACAAGCUUCAGGACCCACACGAGCGCGAGUUCAUCAACUGUGACAAAUACCUCCAGCAGAUCUUUGAGACCCAAAGGAUGAAGUUUUCUGAGAUUCCUCAGCGUCUUCAUGCCCUCCUGAUGCCCCCAGAGCCCAUCAUUAUCAAUCAUGUCAUCAGUGUGGAUCCUAACGACCAGAAGAAGACUGCCUGCUAUGACAUCGAUGUGGAGGUGGACGACACACUCAAGACCCAGAUGAACUCCUUCCUGCUCUCCACCGCUAGCCAGCAGGAGAUCGCCGGCCUAGACAACAAGAUCCACGAGACCAUCGAGACCAUUAAUCAGCUGAAGACCCAGAGGGAGUUCAUGCUGAGCUUCGCCAGAGACCCACAGGGCUUCAUCAACGACUGGCUGCAGUCUCAGUGCAGGGACCUCAAGACCAUGACAGAUGUGGUGGGGAACCCAGAGGAGGAGCGGCGUGCCGAGUUCUACUUCCAGCCCUGGGCCCAGGAGGCUGUGUGCCGCUACUUCUACUCCAAGGUUCAGCAGAGGAGACAGGAGCUGGAGCAGGCUCUGGGCAUCAGGAAUACGUAAGCAGCUGGCCCCUCUUGCCCCACCGCCCAGACCUCCACCCCCAGCAGCCACGACGUAUGAUGCCACCCCACCUCCAUACCACCCCACAGGGCAGCAGCCAUGGGUGUCUGGGGGCUCUGAGAGCCAUCGGCUGGUGUUCAGGCACCCAACGGACACACCACAGCUCCUUAUCCUGGCCUCCAACAUUUGUGUCUGUGUGUGCGUGCGUGCGUGUGUGUGUGUGUGUGUGUGUGUGUGUGUGUGUGUGUGUGUGUGUGUGUGUGUGUGUGUGUGUGUGUGUGUGUGUGUGUUUGUUCCGUGCUGUGAAGGCUGUCCUUCCUCCCAUGAGAUGUUGUGGUGGGUUGAUGAAGUGUCUAUUUAAGCAGUGGUGUGUGUGUGUGUUUGUGUGUGCGAGAGUGUGCCUGAUAGAAAGUACAGUUUUAAUAAUGCAAGUUUGUUGGGUUGUGUUGAGGUGACUUCUUUAGACGGGCACAUGAGAUCAACGUGCUACCAAUGAGUAACUUGCGUUACACUAACUUUGCAUUACUUAUGAAGACAAAAUACUUUUUAGAUCCCCGACAAAGUUAACUUGCAUCCAAAAAGAAAACACUAUGAAUUAUUAUUCGCCUGAAGGCAUUUGCCUUACUCCAGCUCGGUGCUAACAAAAGAAAUGUAACGCCUUCCCCAUCCCAGUCCCCUUGCCCCCUUUCUGUGGAAGUCACAUUGUUAGAAUGAUAUCUAAAUGGGCCUUUUUUAAAAAAAAGAUAAAUUACCUUUUGUGAAGAGGUUAGCUUUUCAUGUAGGGUUUGUGUUCUCAAUCUCAUCAUAUGAACUUAUAUAUUAUAUGGAAAGUACAGUAGUUGUGUACAUUAGGCAUAGAUAGACUCUAGAGACAGUAGCUGUGGUUGUAAAUAUGAAAUAGACGCAGACUAUAGGGGGGGGGCUUAGCAACUUGAAGAGGCAAGAGACAGUCCUAUGGCUCAAGCUCAGCUUCAUUAUCUGUUCCACACCCAGGCUGUAAUACUCUGUCUUCUUAGUAUAUGAAGUCAUUGGUUCUCUGUUGUGUAAACGUGU
Molecule: messenger RNA, 2637 nt
Organism: Engraulis encrasicolus (European anchovy)
Lineage: Eukaryota; Metazoa; Chordata; Actinopteri; Clupeiformes; Engraulidae
Gene: smarcd1
Product: SWI/SNF related, matrix associated, actin dependent regulator of chromatin, subfamily d, member 1
Exons: 13
Coding region: 43-1584 (513 amino acids)
Biological process (GO): regulation of transcription by RNA polymerase II
Cellular component (GO): nucleus; SWI/SNF complex
Molecular function (GO): transcription coregulator activity
Source: RefSeq, a predicted model, not a curated record